Molecule: messenger RNA, 665 nt
Organism: Diabrotica virgifera virgifera (western corn rootworm)
Lineage: Eukaryota; Metazoa; Arthropoda; Insecta; Coleoptera; Chrysomelidae
Product: UPF0587 protein CG4646
Exons: 2
Coding region: 165-650 (161 amino acids)
Molecular function (GO): zinc ion binding
Source: RefSeq, a predicted model, not a curated record
GUUUUAGGCUUUGCUGUCACAGUACAAAGCAGGAUGUUCCGUUAUGUAUUGUGUUUUGUGUUUGCUGUUGCUUUGUCAGAAGUCAGACAGAAGUGUUUGAAUUGAACUUUAAUGUAAAUAUUAGUCGAUGUUGAUAGUAAAGAACUUUAGUAAUUUUAUACAAAAUGGGUAAACUUAGUUUACAAAUUAAAGCCACGCUAGAAGGACUAGAAGAAUUAUAUACGAAUCAUCCAGAUUACAACUUUCUUUUGAAACUGAAAUGUACAAGUUGUGGGGAAGAAUCCAACAAAUGGCAUGAUGUUUCUGAAGCCGUCACUUUUCCAGGAAAGACAGGAAAAUCUGAGAACAACUAUAUUGCCAAAUGCAAGCUCUGCAGUCGAGAGAACUGUCUUGAUAUUGUCCCAGGAUCUAAUGGCAAAUACACGAAUGAAGACUCAGGGAAGUUUAAAACUAUUGUUUCUUUUGAAUGCCGAGGUAUAGAACCCUUCGAAUUUGCUCCCAGCGAAGGAUGGAUUGCUAAAGUUGAGGAAAGCAAUAAAAUCUUCGAUAAUAUAAAUUUGACUGAGAAAGAAUGGGUAGAAUAUGACGAAAAGAGUCAGCAGUCUGUAGGUGUAUAUGAAUUUGAAUCUAAGUUUGUUCCUUGCAAAUAAAUGUUUUAAAGAGGA